AUGGAUGUUGUUAAUACAUUGUCGAACAAGUGUUCUGGGAAGGACAUUUUCUAUAAGGUCGACUGCACAGAUUUGAAAUGCCGACUGUGUGGAACCAGAUUCAAUAAAGUAGAGGAUGUCGCUAGACAUCUCAAAUAUGAUCACGAUCGAAGAAUCGAUCUAAACAGCGGAAACAGGAUACAAGUUUACAAACUGACCGAUGGUGAAUAUAACUGCGCUAUUUGUAAUAAAAAUCUCCAUAGCUUGAUCAGUCUAUGGAGGCACACGGCUGCGCACUACAACAAGUAUACGUGUGACACAUGUGGAAACAGAUAUUUGGCAUUUGGAUCGUUGAAAUUUCACAUUCGCUCCGUUCACUCGAAACCUAAUUGCAGCAAAUGUCACACUGAAUUUGAGACCAACGAAAUGCUGCUUGAACAUAAUAAAAUCAGUAAAGCGUGCUGGCAUUUCACUUGUGUGACUUGCGGAGAGAGGUUUAGAUCGUUCAAAGAGAAACAAUCGCACGCAGAGAAGGUGCAUAAGAAGGAAAAGCUGGUGUACAGGUGCGCGAAGUGCGAUAUAAUAUACAACACUCACCGGCAAUUUUAUCAACACAGCAUUGUGAUGCAUUCGAAUGAUUAUUUCAUGUGCUCGUUUUGUAGUAUGAAGUUCGGCUCGAAACAUACAAUGAGACAGCAUAUGGCGACCCACACUGGGGAGAAGAAGUUUGAGUGGCUAAGAAGAGUUAAGGAUAUUGAGCGGAAAAACCCAAAGAGAUUAUUCGAAAGAUCCGUUAACCAGAACCCACAACGCAGAAACGCAGUUCUCAUUCUAAGACAUUCCACCGCUAUACCGUUUAAAACUAGAUUUAAUAGAAUCAUUUGUUCAUAUUGUCACGAUGAAUUGGAUUCUAUGGAUAAUUUAAGAACACACAUAUCUGAUAAUCAUAGUAAUGCAGAUUAUAAUAGCGCGUUUUACAAAGUAGUAGAUGAUUUAAAAAUCGAUAUAAGUAGAUUUAAAUGUAAUGUUUGCUUGGAUAGUUUUGAUGAUGUGGAAAGAUUUAUGAAUCACAUAUCAAGUAAUCACGGUAAAGUUGUGAAUUUCGAUGUCCCGUUCGGAGUGUUGCCAUUCAAGCAAAACGAUGCCGGCCUCUGGGUUUGCUUUGAAUGUGAUAAGUUAUUUCGUGAUUUUCCUCAAAUUAAUUGCCAUAUACGAUCCCAUUUAAAGAUUUACACCUGCGAAAAAUGUAGUGCUACCUUCCUAUCUGAACAUGGAUUGCGGCAGCAUGAAAGAAAUUUAAAAUGUUAUACAUCGUCGUAUAAACCACGUUUUGGUAAAGCGAUCAAACAGAGGAGUAACACAGAGAUAAUAUUGAAGUGUUCGACAGCGUUGCCUUUCCGAAUUUGGGGUCAAAAUUUCAAUUGCAUGUUCUGCCGUGUUCAGGCUGGAAAUCCUAACGGAUUGAGGGCUCAUAUGUCAUCAAGACACGCGAAUUUCGAAAUUGGUCUAGUAUUCAAUAGGAGAUUAAACAACGAAUUCCUUAAAGUAGAUAUCACUAAUUUGCAAUGUAAGCUUUGCUUCAUGUCCAUUGAUAAUCUGGACGAGUUGUUGGCUCACCUUAAAAACGAUCACAAGCAACCUAUUAACUUUGAUGCUCAACCCGGCGUUCUACCGUUCAAGUUGAACGACGGUUCCAGUUGGCGUUGUGUGAUUUGCAAGAUGCAAUUUACCGAUUUCAACUCUUUGAAAAAACAUACGUCUGAACACUACCAGAAUUUCGUAUGUGAUACGUGCGGGGAGGGUUUCGUUACUGAUGGCGCGCUGAGGGCUCACAAAAGGAUACCUCACGACAAUAAAUACAAUUGCAGCCGGUGCAUUGCGACUUUUUCCACUUUGGAGGAAAGACGUGUUCAUAUGAAAAGCCAGCACACUAGCAUGCCUUAUAUGUGCAUGCACUGUAAGGAUAAACCCAGAUUCGCUACUUGGGAGUUGCGCAAGCGUCACUUCAUGGAGAUACACAACUUUAAACCUGGAGCUGAUGCGUACGAAUGCACCACGUGUCAUAUGACAUUUAAGACUCGGUCGCAAAAAUACCACCAUAACGUCAAAUCGCACAGGUCUAAGAAGGACACAGACUAUGGUUUUCCAUGUGGUCAUUGUUCACGGGCGUUUAUGUCAAAGCUUUCUUUGGAUAAACACAUCGCGAAGAAGCAUUUUCAUCUGUAG
This is a messenger RNA of Pieris macdunnoughi, 2205 nucleotides long. Lineage: Eukaryota; Metazoa; Arthropoda; Insecta; Lepidoptera; Pieridae. The record is from the annotation of a GenBank genome assembly.